CUAGAACUUUCUGAACGCGAAGAUUCUCUAGUGUUGUGUGUUGUUUUGUUUGUUUGUUUAUUAAGGAUGUUAAGUGCGUUAUCGGUUUUGUUUCAAGUCAGGAAUUUGUGCAUAACACGACCAGAUGUUCGCCUACUCGCAGUGACAAGAAGACAACAAUUUUUUAAAAUAUCGCAAACUAUGCAGCGAAAUCUGAUUGUGAAGGAACAAGUGAUGAUAUUAGCAAAUAAUAUUGCAAAGCAUUAACAGUACUAAAUAUCACAAUGGUGAAUGGUAAUUACUUAGUAUACAGUGAUAGACCUUCCUCGGAAUCUGAAAUCGUAGUCGACCAUGUACACACAAGAACUGUUGAUCGUAAGGCAAAACGUAAAUCGAACCGAACAGCGAAUGAACUGCACCGUUCACUAAACCUAGCGCAACUUGAUAACGCAACAGACUCCGACAAAUACGAGAAGAAAUCAACUGGGCCAAGAUUAAUUCGAUAUGUACCUACGACCGAAAUCGAAGAGAACUAUGUCACUGAGAAGUUUGAAACAUAUGAUUUGAAACCUAUAGAAGAGCCACCAAAACGGUACACUUUUGCAAAGAAGCCAAAGAAUCCAAGUGAUGGUUCUAUGAAUUAUGCUUAUUCUCGCUCAAGUAGCGGCUGCAGCUCUCCAAAUGGCAAUCUGCCUACAAUAUCUGAGCAUGGUGAGCAGUACGGGACUUACAGGAUCAAGCCGACCAAAACACCAUCCACCAACAACGAGCUGGAUUACGAAUCCAAAUUUGAUAAAUACUUCACCAGGCCGAGGGAUAUCAAACCGUUCACUAUAAAGGUAAUGGUGGAACUAUUAUAUUCUAGUGUAUAG
Messenger RNA from Leptidea sinapis, 851 nucleotides. RefSeq lists its product as uncharacterized. The coding region runs from base 264 to 851 and encodes 195 amino acids. The record is from RefSeq and is a predicted model, not a curated record. The transcript is spliced from 2 exons. NCBI's taxonomy places the organism in Eukaryota, Metazoa, Arthropoda, Insecta, Lepidoptera, Pieridae.